UGCCGAACUGCCGAACCACCACCCGCAUCAGUAACGAGUUACGACUGACGACUGACGAGUGACGACAGUCUAGAAUCUCUGGGCUCAGUCUACUCCUUAACUACCAGUUAGUAGUUACUACUGAGUACUGGUUAUUUCGCGCGACGACCACCAACACAGAAAUCCUCUACUGAACGACAAUCGGCGGAAAUAACAUAAUUUUUCAACGAUGAACUAUUUUCCUAUUACUUUCGUGCUGAUGGCGGCCACCGAGACGCUGCUAGCAGCUGUCAUGUCCGGUGUCAAUCACAUGACUGACGGUCAAGAAAUCGAAGAAAACCUAAUCAUUUCCAGACGCAGGGCGAUAUCUGAACAUGACCACCGGACUGACUCUGCUUACGCCGGCAUCUUGAGUGACGAGCAAGAAUUGGAUGAAAUAAAACAUUUAGAACCAUCUGAAAUAAAACCACGUAUGACCGCUAUACUCAAAACUAUGGAUAUAAAUGAGAAUGGCUUAAUUGAAAAAAAUGAACUGCUAGAAAAAUUAUUGGAUUCUUAUCGGAAAUUGUCAGCUGAAGAAUCUGAUGCAGAAUUUCUAACUAGUGAUCUUGAUGAAAACGGCUAUAUUACAUGGAAGGAGUAUGUUGGUGAUACUUAUGGUUCAAGUGAACAUUUUGAUGAUGAAAUGACAGAAGAUGAAAAACAAUUAUUUUUGGCCGCUGAUGUUGAUAAGGAUGGUCAUUUAAAUAAAGAAGAAUUUCGUUAUUUUUAUACUCCUGAAGAUUACUCACACAUGCAACCAGUAGUAUUGCUUGGUGUAAUGAAUCGAUUUGACACUGAUAAAGACGGAAAAAUUACAUUUGAUGAGUUCAUAGGAGAUAGAAGAACAGAACACACUGAAGAAUGGCUUCAGGAAGAAAAAAAUAAGUUUAUUGAAGAACUCGAUGUUAAUAAAGAUGGAGUAUUAGAUGAAGAGGAAGUGCAUGAUUGGGCAUCACCAAACAAUAACAUGAUUGCAGAAAGUGAAGCAGAAAAUUUAAUUUUGAAAGCAGACAAGAACCAAGAUGGUGUACUAAGCUUUGAUGAAGUAUUGGACAAUUAUUAUACAUUUAUUUCGCCAGAUAGUGAGGGGUAUUACAUAUUUAGAGAUGAAUUAUAAAAAAUUACUAUCCCUAAUGAUCUUAGAUAUUUAUUUUAUGAAAUUGAUAUGAGUAUUAUUUAAAUUUGUGAAAGUGUGUUUUUAACCAAUUUUUUUGUAUAACUUAUCUGUAAGUUGCUUACUUUAUAACAGUUAUUCAAUA
Molecule: messenger RNA, 1280 nt
Organism: Acyrthosiphon pisum (pea aphid)
Lineage: Eukaryota; Metazoa; Arthropoda; Insecta; Hemiptera; Aphididae
Product: calumenin-A
Exons: 6
Coding region: 209-1138 (309 amino acids)
Cellular component (GO): endoplasmic reticulum
Molecular function (GO): calcium ion binding
Source: RefSeq, a predicted model, not a curated record